UCUUUGAGAACACAUUUCUUUAUUUUUGGUUAUUUUUUAUAUGUCAUAUUUUAUCUUGGUUAUGUUUUAACAUAUUCUUGUUUAUAUUUUUUCAUAUAUUCUUGGCUAUAUCUUUUUUAUACUCUUGGCUAUUUUUUGCUAUUCAUUGGAAAAUGGGAAAUGUAAGCUGAAUUUGGUUACCUUAACAACAAUACUUUGAAGUAUCAUGUGAAGGGCCGAUUCUUUUAUCUGUUUACAAUUACGUCAUGCUUUAGCAAAGGAUGGAAUAGAACGUGGUUUAAGAAACACUAUGCUUGGGAAAAAUUCUUGUUGGCCAAUGUUUUUACCUACAAAAGAAUUUUUAGAACAUUUAAACAUGAAUACGUAACAAAGGGCGGUCAUCUCCAAUUAGGUCAUCUCACAAUCCGUUUUGCCAUGGAAACAGGGUCUUUGUUCUCAUUCUUGGAAAUCAGUAGAAGAGUAGAAAGGCGCUUAGUAACAACUUGAAACCUUGUAUGUGGGCUUACAAAGUCUUUGUAAACGUUUGGCUUUCAUUCUAAUUAGAAAUUCGAAGAUUCCUGAUCAAUGAUGCAAUUAUGUGCAUUUUACGGAGGGCUCUUAGUCGACGAGGGGCUGCAAAAAGGCGAUAAGACCUCCUAACUAGAGUACCAUGACAACAAACCAAAACUCAGAUUUUGGCAAACGGGGUAUCAGGAGCCAGGGACGUAAACAAGUAGCUAAUUUUGGGGGGUCGUGACAGGUAAAAAAUUCCAACUUUACCUGAUGAAUUUUUUCUUUUGACCUGUUAAUCUUCUGUACUUACUAAAUUGAUUUAGAAAUUUGGCUUAUUCCAGAUUUUUAGGUUCUGUAUAAUUACCAACAUUUUACUUACAAUAAUUAGUCUUAAGCAUAAAAACACUAAAGAAGAUAAAGAAAAUCUCUAAAUUUUGAUUAACGUAACACGAACAUUUAAUCUUUUCGUAAGAUAUAAAGCAACAUCAAAGCCAUACCAGUCUAGAUCUUGGAUAUGUUUAAUGAUAAAAAGUAAUAUUCUUUCAAGUCAAUUAACAGCAAUUGUGCAGAUCAGUUUUAUAUAAAAUAUCUUUUUAACAAUAUCGAAGCAUCAAGGAAUUGACCAUUUCAUCUUUUAUUCUUGAUCCAAGGGAAAUUUUCACAAUUUUUAAAGAGCUAAACGUCCUUUGUUUUUUAGAACUGAAAAGGGUGAUCUGAGAGCAAGUGCAUAUGCCCGAUUCGUAAGAUAAGAUAAAACACUCUUCUUUGAUCAAGUACUUCUGAUGCAGCUUCUAUAAUAUUGUCUGCCUUCACAGCAGCUUUAGCAAUUUAUGGUAAGAUUCAAGGAGGUCUACAAAGUACAGGGGGAGCUUAGCAUACACCUGUUCAGAAAGCGUUGAGAAGAUCUAAAAUUUUUACAUUUAAAAUCCCAAAAUCCUAAGCUAUUAAAUUCACAUGAUUGGUCAUAAUAGUUUGAAAAAAAACCAAGUUAACUUUUAGGUUUAGAAACUGCAAUUGGAUUUUCCAACCUUUAGGGGGGGCGUCACGCCCCCACGCCCCCUAUUAUUUACGUGUCUGUCAGGAGCGAGAAGAUCCUUGAUAGUCUAGCCCGGUGGAGGGGAUAUAGGACAGCAGGCAACUCUGCACCGUCAUCCAGCGACUACUACUACAACAUCGGAACAUGGAAUGUAAGAGGACUGUUAAAACAAGAAAAGCGAGCAAAUGUGGUUCAAGAAAUGGAUAGAGUGGAUGUUGAUAUCUUAGGAUUGUCUGAAACUCACUGGAAAGAUGUAGGGAAUUCAAGACCAGCAUACCAACAGUACCAGGACAGUAUGGCAUCAUCUAUUCAGGAGGAAAGCAAAGCAGACAAGGUCUGGCAUUCAUUGUAAAUGAAAGAACUAAAAAGUCCACUUCAUACUAUCAUGCAGUUAAUGAGAGAAUUAUGCUUAUGAAAUUACAAGAAAAAAGCCGUGAACUCCUUAUCACACAAAUUUAUGGUUAUACAGAAGACGCGGACAGAGAACAGGUUGAAGAAUUCUAUGAGUUAUUGGAUAUUACAAUAAAGGGACACAAGGAGAGAAAUGACAAAGUUAUUAUAAUGGGGGACUUCAAUGGAAGAGUGGGUAAAAAUAAAUUCAGUAAUGUAGUUGGUAAGUUUGGACUUGGACAAAGAACACCUAAUGGGGAUAGACUAAAAGAAUUCUGCAAAAAGCACCAUCUUUUAGUUACAAAAACCUGGUUUGAGCAAAAAGAAAGCGCAAGACACACUUGGAUAUCGCCAGACCAAAGAACAAAGAAUCAAAUAGAUUACAUUUUGAUAAACGAAAGAUACCGGAAUAGCGUGAGCAAUUCAAAAAGCAGACCAGGAGCAGACUGUGGAUAAGAUCACAACCCAGUUAUUGCUAAAACCAAAACCAGGCUUAAAGUUAUAAAGAAGAAAAAGAAAAAGAAUAAAACAUGGAAUAUCAAAAAUCUACAGAACAAAGAUGUAAAGGAAAAAUUCAAGUCUAAGUUUACUAACAUAUACCAAGACGAACGCAACAUGGAAAUAAAUGAAAUAAGGAAUAAUAUCAAGGAAUGCAUACAAAUAACAGCAGAUGAAAUAUGCGGGAACAACAACAAAGAAAUGAAACAAAGGUGGAUGACAGUUGAGAUAAUAAAAAAGAUGGAAGAUAGAAGAAUGAAAAAUCAAGCAACCAAGGGCAGUAACAAAAAACAAAAAGAACUAGCCAGGGAAAUCAAAAGAGACUGCAGAAAAGCAAAUGAAGAACACUAUAAAAGAAAAUGUGAGGAAUUAGAAGAACUGGAUAAGCUACAUAGCCCAAAUCUGUACAAAAAACUGAAAGAUCUGACACCAAAGUCCAGGAAAACCCAGCUAGGAAUCAAAGACAGAUAUGGGGAAAUGAUCUAUGAAGAAGAAUUAAUAAUCAAAAGAUGAGAAGAGUACAUAGGAAGGGAAUUAUAUAAUGGUAAAAGAAAGACCUUACCAAAUAUUGACGAAGUGAAGGACGAAUUAAAUAGAAUAGACGAAAAAGAAAUACAAGAAAUUAUCAACGAGCUACCAAAAGGAAAGGCAGCUGGAGAGGAUGGAAUAUGCGCCGAAUUCUUACAAAGUCUGGGAGAAAGGGGAAUAGCAGCUUUAAUUGAACUCCUCAACAAAAUCUAUACAACAGGAAAUCUUCCUCAGGAUUUCAUCAAGUGUGUGUUUGUUCCAAUCCCUAAAGUCACCAAAGCCAAGGAGUGUAACGAAUACAGAACGAUCAGCCUAAUCUCACAUGCUGCGAAAAUUCUACUUAAAAUAAUAAAGAAAAGAAUAACACCUUUUAUUGAAAAUCGAAUCAGCGAGAAUCAACUUGGUUUUAGAAAAGGCAAAGGUACAAGAGAAGUUAUUUUUAUCGCAAGAAUCUUAAGUGAAAGAACUAUUGAGAAAAAGAAAACUAUUUAUCUGUGUUUUAUUGAUUACACCAAGGCAUUUGACAGAGCAAGACACGACAAACUCAUUGAAAUAAUGAAAAGAACGGAAUUCCUAAUUAUGAGAUCAGAUUAAUUGCCAAUUUGUAUUGGAAACAGAAAGCAAGUGUAAGAACCAACCAAGGGGAGAGUGAAGAAAUUGAAAUAAAAAGAGGCGUUAGACAGGGUUGCAUCCUAUCACCAAUCCUAUUCAACCUGUACAGCGAAUUGAAGAAGCAUUAAGCAACAAAAAAUGGCUAAACAUCAAUGGAGAAAAUAUAAACAAUAUUAGAUUCGCUGAUGAUACUGUACUAAUUACAGAAAGCAAAGAAGAUCUUCAAAAAAUGAUUAAUGAGCUGCAUCAAAAAUGUAUAGAAUAUGGAAUGAGUCUAAAUGAAAAAAAAAACAAAAGUAAUGAUAAUAGACAAGAAGGAACGAAUUAAAUGUGAAAUUAAAGAAGAAAACAAAGAACUAGAACAAAUAAAAGAAUACAAAUAUCUAGGAAGUUGGAUAGUUGAUAAUGGAAAAUGUGAAGAAGAAGUCAGAAGAAGAAUAGAAAAAGGAAAAAGUAAUUUUUGGAAAUUCAAGGAAUUUUUAAAAAGCAACAUCAACCUCAAUUUGAAAUUAAGGCUACUUAAAACCUACAUCUUCUCAGUAGUAGGAUAUGGAAGCGAGGCAUGGACAUACAACAAAAUAAUAAAAGAAAAACUUCAUGCUUUCGAAAUGUGGUGCUACAGGAGAAUUCUGAAAAUAAGCUGGACUGAAAGAGUAACCAACAAAAAAGUGUUAGAAACAAUUGGACAUCAGAGAGUUUUAGUCAAAGAAAUGAUAAAAAGAAAAAUGAGAUUUGCUGGCCACAUUAUGAGGGGAUCAUCCGGGUUCUUGGCAAGGCUUGGCAAGGAAGGUAUGAUUGACGGAAAAAGAGACAGGGGAAGACAAAGAAGAACAUGGGGAGACGAUGUCAAGGAAUGGAGCGGGUGAGAGAGCAUUGGGAGAGCUAAAUGAUGUUCUGAGGAUAGGGAUAGUUGGAGAGUAAUGGUAGCCAACCUUCUGAUAGAAGAUGGCACCUGAUGAUGAUGAGAGUAUCUCCUAAUUUUAUCUCGUUGGUUUCAGCUGUACACACUUUCCCGUUCCAAAAAAAGCAAUGUGCAACGGCACAGGUCGAAACUUUCUUUUCAGAUCAGCCCCUAGAAUUCUUUGGGAUUUGAUUAAAAAGGGGUCCAUUUUCAUGUUACGUUUUUGGUCCCAGACUCCUCGCAACAACGUACUCCCUCACUGAUCUGUGUCUGAAGCGGGAAACAGGAGGAGGAAGUAAACGGAUGAUGCCACAAAACAAAACAGGGUAGUCAAGUUUGGUUUGAUGAUGGUACAAAGCUUGGCUAUUUGGUACUUGGAACCAUCACUGAAAAUAUUGGCACACAUGUUAAAAUUCUACAUGGAAAUAAGACUUACACUAUUCCCAGCAAAGCUGUCAAACCAGCUGAUGAGACCACACAUAGUGGAAUUGAUGACAUGGUCAAAUUAAGAGAUCUCCAUGAAGGUUCAAUUCUGUGGAAUCUUAAAAAGCGAUAUCAUCUUGGUCAAAUUUAUACUUACAUUGGAAGCAUAAUCAUCUCAGUGAACCCUUACAAAUUAUUCAGUAUUUAUGGCUUAGAUACUGUAAGAAAAUACCAAGGACAAUUCAUCGGAAAAUUGCCACCGCACAUUUUUGCAAUUGCCGAAUCUGCUUUCUUUGAGAUGGUAAAAGAAAAUGUCAAUCAAGUCAUGGUUGUCAGUGGAGAAAGUGGAUCUGGAAAGACAGAGUCGACGAAGCUGAUUAUGCAGUACUUAGCGACCGUAAAUAGGGCACAAAGCACACUUGUGACUGAAAAAAUACUUGAAGCAAAUCCUCUAUUGGAAUCAUUUGGAAAUGCAAAAACUCUGAUGAACGACAACUCAAGUAGAUUUGGGAAAUACAUAGAAAUAUUCUUCGACCAGGGUGCAAUAUGCGGAGCUAAAGUUUCUGAAUAUCUGCUCGAAAAGUCAAGAAUUGUAUACCAGAACCCUGGAGAUCGUAAUUUUCAUAUUUUUUACGAAAUGAUCACCGGUCUUCCUGCCGCAGAGAAAUCCACUUACGGCCUCACGAAACCAGAUGAUUUUUUCUAUUUGAAUCAGGGAUCAAGCUCAACUAUUGCCCAGAAAGUCGAUGCCAGCGAUUUCCAACACACACUGUCAGCCAUGGAAAUUCUUGGAAUUAGCAAAGAAGAGAAAAAGGGAAUUCUUGGAAUCUUAUCGUCUAUUCUUCACCUUGGAAACAUAUAUUAUGGGCGAGCACAGAAAAAUGGUCAAGAGGCGGCAGUAAUUAUGAACAACAAAGAAGUUGAACUAGUCGCCAAACUCCUGGAAGUUGAGCUGGAAGGUGUCGCUAUGGCCCUGACUCAUCGUGUUACGGAGGCUGCUGGAGAACGUUUCUACAGUCCGCUGAAUAUCGAAAGAGCCCUGGAUGCGAGAGAUGCCAUGACACGUGCUUUGUAUUCACGUCUUUUCGGGUGGCUUGUUGCCAGGAUCAACCAGAGCAUUCACCAACCAGAUAACAAAACAUCAUCGUCCAUUGCCAUUCUUGAUAUCUUUGGUUUUGAGGAUUUCAAGUCCAAUUCAUUCGAGCAGUUUUGCAUUAAUUUUGCAAAUGAAAGUCUUCAAGCUUUCUUUGUCGAUCAUGUUUUUAAACAGGAACAGGAGGAAUAUCGCCAAGAAAAGAUACAAUGGAACACAAUGUCUUUCGUUGACAACCAGCUUUGCCUUGAUUUGAUUUGCAAGCCUCCAUGUGGUAUAGUUCAUGUCUUAGGAGACGUGAGCAACUUUCCUCAGUCAACAGAUCGUUCAUUUCUGGAGAAAUGUCACCAACAAUUCAGGGACAACAAAUACUACAAAAGACCCAAAACAGACUUACUUGAAUUCGGGAUUGUGCACUAUGCUGGGCUUGUAAACUACCAGGUCGAUAUGUUUUUGGAUAAAAACAGAGACAACAUGAGACCUGAAAUGGCGGAUCUUCUCUCAUCAAGCAAAUCGCCAAUAAUAGCAAGCUUUUUUCCGAAUGAUGCCUCUGACGGUGUGCAAGUAAGCAACAUGCUGAUCAACCCAGCUGUUCGACCAUCUUACAGUUAUGGAGGCAGCCGAAAGAGAAACCAAUUCAAUAUGGUCAAGGUCCCAACUGUAGCCGGGGGUUUUGCUGAAUCUCUUUCAAAGCUGGUCAAGAAAAUGAAACAGUGCAAUCCAUUCUUCAUCCGCUGUCUACGACCGAACACAGAGAAAUCACCAAUGUUGUUCCAAGACUCGCUGGUCAUGAACCAGCUCAGGUGUUCUGGAAUGUUGGAGACAAUCAAAAUAAGAAAAUCUGGCUUUCCUGUGCGAAUCAGUUACGAUAAUUUCAUGCAGAGGUAUCACUGUAUUUACAAAGGACGCUUAUAUCCACAUGCAUCUCCACGUGAAAAUUGUUCCAAAAUUCUACUUAUGCUGCCAAGCGGGAAAUUCAAAAACGAGUUUGCAAUGGGGGAAAAGAAGAUCUUUCUUCGUGAAAAAAUGGAGAGGUAUUUAGAAGAGAGACGGUACAUGACGUUGCGAAACAUGGCGGUUGUCAUACAAAAACACGUUCGUUGCUGGAUUGCUCGCCGUUCGUUUCGCCGAAAGAAGGGUGCUGCCUUGGUAAUACAGCGAAGAACUAGGGGAUACCUAGCACGGAAACGGUAUCAAAGAAUUAUCCGAGGAAUAGUUUUGUUCCAGUCUUUAUGGAGGGUUCAUUUUAGAAGGAAGUUUUUUAAAAUGGAUGUUCCGGAUGACAAAAGCGCCCCCGGGCAGCAGCUCCAAUAUUACAGCAAAUUUGAAAAGAAAAUGUUGGAACUUGAAAGAAGAGCAAGUGUUGAUGUGACUCACUUGGAAAUCCCUGCUGAACUGGCGCUUGUGUUCUCAAAGCAACCGUCAUGGGAGCCAAUUCACCAGGACUUCCAUCUUUCGAAAGUUACCAAGGUCAUUGAAAAUGACUACGCAAGAAGUGGCUUACCUUCUGAUAUUGACAACUUCCCUUUCUCCAAGUUCAUUCAGCAAUUUUUCAAGGAUGAUAAAAUAUUUCACCAUUCAAAAGCCCCGAUUUACUCGCCUUUCUUGAAAGUCAAACAAUCUGAAUCUGUCGAGGCUGUGAAAGUUUUCAAGUUGAUAAUGAGAUUUAUGGAUGAUCCCUCCAUCACCGGUAGCAGAGAAUUUAUUCUUGGAAAUUACAUCGUACAAAUGGGAAUUGGAAACCCUGAUGUUCGUGACGAAAUGUACACACAAAUUUGCAACCAGAUCUGGUCGAACCAAGAUGACAAAUCACGGCAACGAGGCUGGAUACUCGUUUCCCUGUGCUUAUGCUGUUUCCCGCCAUCAGCGUUGAUGUAUAAGUAUCUCCUCAAAUUCGUUUCUGACCAUGGAAUGGGUGUUUAUAAGAACAUCUGUCAACACAAACUUCUUACUUGGAAGGCGAAUCAAUCCUCAAGGGCCCUACCCCCGUCUUUCUUGGAAUGGAAGUCAAUCAAGGAUCAAGCAAAAAUGUCACUCGAAAUGCAGGCAUCUGAUGGUUUAUUCGCUGACGUUGAAGUUGAUUCAACCACUGUUGGAGAAGAGGUUGCUGCUACUGCAAUGAGAACGAGAGUGAUUAAAGACCAGAUAGAUGGUUGGUCGUUAAGUCUUCAGUAUGAAAGGUCAUGCAGACUUGAUCUUCCCGGAUGUGACUUUAUCAUGGACCUAGUAUCGAUCCUUGAGGCACCCCCGCUAUUUCCUCCGGUUUCUUCAAGAACGCUAUUGUCGAUUGAUUCAACAAAUCCAAUACCAACAUCAAGGAUGGAAUCAAUUGCCAACAUGCAUUUGCAAAGGCCGUCUCAUGCUUCCAAGAAUUCCAUGGUGCUUUUUGACUUUGAAGAAGGCGAAAUUCAACAGAAUAUCGUAGAACACAAGAGAGAUGAACUCAUCUAUCAUUUGCACAGCCCAAAUGAAUCCUCUUCGUUUGGAUAUGAUCACAGAGAGCUUGUUAAUGCCCAACCGACCCCCUUGAUGAUGCUUGCAGCCAUGCCCCCUCCACCGCCACCACCUCCUCCGCCACCACCUCCUCCGCCACCUCCUCCCCCACCACCCAUAUCAGCGCUGCCAUCAAGAAAUCUUUCCCCGCCGCUACCUUUUCUGAGAACGUCUUCCCUAUCACGCAGUCAAUCUUCUAGCAUUACAAAUACAGAUUCUGCUGCCUCUGCAAGCAACAUAUCACAGAAAGAAACUAGGAAUGCCUUACAUGGUGUACCAGUUUUCAAAGGCGCCGAGUCGUCAAUAUCUCUUGCUGAAGUGAGAAGCCGCGCUAAAGAGCUCGGGAAAUCGCGGGAAAACCGGCUUUCAUUGCACAGCGAUAAGAGUUAUGAUCCAAUCGUGGCAGAAAUAAAGGCAAGAAAUUCAUCUACCGGGUAUGAGAAUGAUCCUUUAGACAACAAUAACGAAACAGUAAAAACAGUUGCUGUGGGUGAAAAGCAGAGAAAUUCGUUUGAUUUUAACUCAUAUGAUCUAACUGGGAAAGAUAUUUUACGAAAUAGGCCUGUCGUUCAUUCGUACCCAAACACAAGUCUUUUAGUGCAGAAAGCGCAAAAGGAAAAUGACGUCACAAGAGAAAGUGUUUCAGCAAUUUCCUCGAAGGUAAAUCCACCGCCACCAGUGAAGCCCAAACCUAUUAAGUCACCAGACGUUAAUCAAACGAAAAGCGUUAAUGCGUAUGUCGAUAGACUUUUUAACCCCGUCUAUAUAGGUGAGAUGGAAGAUUUGCGGAGCAGCAGUGCAGUGAGCCAGAAACUCAAGGGUGGAGGAGGAAAAGCUGCAGUACCGUAUCCAUCACGUGUCGGUGAGUUUGGCAAAUCAACCAAUGGCAGUGCGCUUACUAAUGGGAGAAUCCAAACGGAAGUGCCGUAUGAGGCCGAGCAACAGAGAACUCUAGUUCAGCAGCUGUUACAGCAACAGGCCUUGAUGCAGGAAACCCUGCAAAAGAUACUAGACGAAAACAAAAGAGCCUGGGAGUUUGCUGCUGCACAGCAACCGGUCGCUGCUGCUCCACAGUUACUUAAACACCACAAUGUGUCGACCGAGCUACCAGAGAAGGAUUAUGGGUCAGUGAAAACUAAUGGGAUUAAAAGGCAUGAUGUAGGAGAUAUUGAGAUUGCAACCGGGGAGGAUGAAAAUGCUAGCGAAGAUAGGCUGCCUCGGCAAGCUGGAUCGUAUGAUUCAAAGUCCGUUCGCAAAUUGCCUGGUGGCAUACGACAUGCUAUUCGCCAGUUUGAGGCACAGCAAAGUUCGGAGGAAAAAGACUAUAUGAAGGUAGAUGAUCUACAGCAUGUAGCAGUGGAUCGUUCGAAUACGCCUGUCAGCUCUAAUGUUACGAAAAGCACCAAAUGGGGCAAGCUAUCACCUGGCAACACCCAGUUGUUUCAACAGCAAACGACUAAACUUCUAACCAAGCCUGGUAGGGAUUUUCUCACAUACGGGAACGUGCGAUGGCAGUUGCUUCUCAAGAAGGAGAUUUUUUUACCUAAUGAUAACACGGACCAAAACCCAGUCAUUCAAGAGCUCAUAUAUCAACAGAUUUUGCAGGACAUGUAUUGCCGAACCUGUUGUAGACUCUCAGCGCAAGACAGGGCGGCCAUCACCGUGAUACUAGAAUCGACUGAAAACAGACAUUCGGACAUCACUCCGCAAGCAUCAAAGGAUAUGCUGAUCACAAAAGCCAAGCAAUUCAACUUUUACUUUUCCAGGAUAUAUCCUGUCACUGGAUACUCAGAUUCGAAUAAAAGACACGUUUACCUGGCCGUGUCACACACAGGAGUCCGAUUUGCAGUCAGAGAUCGUCUAGAUGAGGAACUUGCUCUCCAUGCUUACUUCACGUUUCCAGAAAUUCUAUACGUGAAAUCCUUCAAAGACAAGUUGACUCUGGACACGAUUUCGCAUAAAUUCACAUUGUAUACUGCACGGGCCUUCACAGUUAAAAAGCUGAUCGACAGUUUUCUGAAAAUACACAAAAAGAAUGAGGUAUACGUGCAUGCCCUGUGUGAUUUCAAACCUACCGAAAAUGGGUUCCUUUCUUUCAACCGUGGGGAUAUCAUUCGCAUUUUGGACAGGACUGAUUUAGAAGACGGCUGGCUGUUUGGCAUUGUUCAGGACAAAAAGGGCAAGUUUCCUGCAAACUGUGUUGAAGACUAUGACCCGACAUCAAUGCUGACGUCCAAAUCUCAAGAUCGCAUCUGGGCAAAACCGAUACGACCUGCGGAUGAUACGGACAGCGUCGAUUCGGAGGAGUUCACAACAGACGAUGGAAAAUUUUCUAUGAUGGAAUUCGCGUUCAGAUAUUUCAGACAGGACGAUGCAAGAUCAUCUAGUCAGAGAAAGAAAGGCGUAGAGAAAUGGACAUGGAAGACGAUGACAGACCUCAUAAAGUAUACUUCAGAACCUCUAAACAGCUCUUUACUCAAUUACAACAACAAGCAACUUAACAAGCAAGCAGUGGAAAUCUCAAAGGCAAUUUGGAAAUUUAUGGGUGACUUGCCUAAGGCAAAGCAUCAAAGUGACGCAGAGCUUCUGAUUUUCAUCUUGAAGACCGGAAGGGACGUUCUCGACCUCAGGGAUGAGAUUUACUGCCAACUGGCAAAACAAACUACAAACAACAAAAGCAACACAAGGGACAGCGUGAGCCGUGGUUGGAGGCUUAUCAUGAUUUGUACGGCUUACUUUGACUGCUCGCAAUGGCUUAAACCUUAUCUUCUAAAGUAUCUGAAACUGGCAAAUAACCCAAAGAGAGAAAUUCAAGGGGCUGCUGCUGUCAGUGAACAGAACUUGACAAGAUCAUUCAAAUAUGGCGGAAGAAAACACUUACCACCUCCAAAUGAACUGGAAAUGCUUUUGCAAGGGAAACAUAUGAAGCAGCAGAUUGUCAUUCUCCCAGGCAGCCUGAAAUGCAUGGUCAGAAUCAACACGAGCACGACUGGUGCAGAUGCUGUGAGUGAAGUCUGCCGCGAAAUGGGAUUGGAAAGUGAAGAUGACAUUUCUGAAUAUGGGAUCUUUACAUACCUAGAAGAUCAAAAGUUGCUUCUGUCACUGCAAAGGGGAGAUUACAUUUUCGAUGUUUUUGCUGAGCUUGAAAAACAGGAUAUCAAAUUCUCACUUGCUUUUCGAAAAGUUAUUUGGUUUCAGCCAAUGAAAUUCAAUGAUGCGCUUCUGGUAGAGGUUAUUUACAACCAGAUUUUGCCGGACUUUAUGAGUGGGUAUUUGUUGCACCUCAAAGAUUACCGUGAUGAACUUUUGGUGACAAGUGAUUCAAUUGCAUUACUGGCUGCUUUGCAGUUCAAGGCAUCUGGUGGCAAGGGCAUCCCAUCCCUACGCGAAAUCUCAACCCUGAUUCCAGUUGUUGCUUUGGGCCUACUGACACCAAACCAGUGGACCAUGAAAGUUCAAGAUAGCCUCAACACGUUACAACGAUUCACAGCUCUUUCAGCAAGGAAAAAGUUUUUAGAAAUCAUAUCAACAUGGCCAUACUUUGGAUCUUCUUUCUUCUACGUCAAGCAUGUUUCUCAUUCAAAUAUUCAAGGCGAAAGUAUACUAGCCAUCAACAAAAGUGGCGUUAGUUUUCUGAAUACGUCCACAAACGAAACAAUGGUUUUCUUCAAGUAUGACGAGGUUUUGUCAACAAGAAAUUUGAGAACAGAAGCUGGACAUUUGUUUCUGGAUUUGAAAUGCGGGGACCUCAUGGUGCAGAAAGUGACAAGACUUGAGACACCGCGGGGCAAAGAAAUUUCAAACCUUAUUGGCCAAUACAUCAACAAAAUAACAGAAGAAGAGCAGCACAAGGAAAUGGUGAAUGGGGUUAUGAAAGUUCAUCAUAUCACAACUGCAGCAACCAAGCUGUAACGAAAUUGAUUGCUAACUGAAUACAGCUUUUAAUAAAAUCGGGGCAAAGAAUGGUAAUGGCAACAAUAUAACGAAUCUCUUCUUGAGAAGUGUCGAAUAUAAAAUGUGACUUUGUGCACGCAUAAAUUUGAGAAUUUGGAGUAAUUUUUUUAGGUUUUAUGGGAUUAAUUUUGUAUUCAGAGCAAUGGCAUGCUUCGACAGGAUAUGAAUGGGGAAUUAAAGCGUCUUUUCCCUCCACUAGCUUACAGGUCCAGCCUGACCCGACUGGUACCACCUGGCAGGGUUCCCUAGCUCAGGGCUACGAACGAUGGCUAACGGCUAACUCGGCGGGAGACCGGCAAGGAGGGCGGAUGAGCUACGACUCCAGGGGUCAACGGCUUCGGGCGGAAGAACUCCUGGCAAGAGGGAUAGUGUCCCUUAAAAGACACUGUAGAGGUGGUUCUGGGGGCCCAUCUCUACUAUUAGCCCCUUAGUUUUAUCUAUGACCAUGACAACAAACCAAAACUCAGAUUUUGGGAUAGUUGGAGGGUCAUGGUAGUUGGAGGGUCAACCUUCUGAUAGAAGAUGGUAUCUGAUGAUGAUGAAUUUUGUAUGCAUAAUGUUAAUCGUUUUUACAGCUCUUUGCCGUGAAAAAAAUCAAACUAAUGAAUUGAACUAUUCAGUAAGCCUAGAGCAGAACAUAUGACAGCUUCAUGGCCAUUUUUAACCUAACAAAAGAGAUGCUUGCUUGAUAAACUCUGUUUAUUUGAUCUUAAUAAUAAUGACUAAGCACGGAAAAUCAUUUUGCUAAGAUCCAAAGAACUUUUAGAAUAAAAUGCAUUGGAUUUGACCUGGCAGUAGUAGAACAAAUUAACAUGAAAACCUGAAAUUCUUGACCCAGCAGCUUAAGAAUUUUUGGGCAAUAAUGUUCGUGUAAAUUUGGGAUGUGUCUCUAUCAUGUGUUAAAAUUUAAAAACUUCACCAAUUAUGAAGUAGCUUUUUUCUUACGAGGGAAGGUAUAUAAAACUUACUGUCUGGGGGUGAAUAUUUUACCUGCAUUUAGAUCUAUCUGGAGUAUUUACUAUGGCAAUUUUUGAAAUGGUUGUAUAAUAGUUUUUAUGAAUAUUUAUUAUCUGCUUAUAUUUUGUGUUUUUCGCGGAAUAUUCUGCCACGUGAACACCCAUUUGAUUACGAGUGAGCCAAUAUCUACCCACCAUUACAUUGUCCAAUACACGGCCUUAAGCAGGGAUUGUAAAUAAACGAUAAAUUCACGUAAUUUAGCUGCAAAUAUUUCACCGAGAUCAAUGAAAAAUGACAAAAAAGCCUAAGCGUAAUGAUAGGUAAAUUUUCCAUGCUUCUUUUUCUCUUGAUCCAGACAUGAUGAUCAUUGAUCGUUGAAUUUUGUUAUCACAAGGAAUUUAUAAGUAGCAUGGGAGCGGGGAUGGUUAUAUUAAAAUGCCUGCAAGAAACGAUUGCUAUUAAGAAAACGUUUAAGAAAUUUGCCUAAAUGUUGGUAUUAAUGCAUUAAACUUUUGCAGAAUCGUUUUUGAUAAAAUUAAGUUAUUAUAGAUACAAAUGGGAAAAAUUUCACUAUGCUUUUAGCACAUCCAUUUUUGUGUAACCUCGCUUGUAGAGUGAGGCUCAGCAGGCGGGAAAUCCGUAUGCUUGUUGCUUACAGCUUGCGUGAUUAGCAUCGUCUACGAAAUUCAAAUUUAAAAUGCUGCUUGUGGAAAUAAAUAGCGAAAUUAUGUUAUACGGUAUGAAUUCUGAAGCUGUUAGAAAUAGCUUGCAAUCCUUCGAAAGAUUAAAACCAACGAGCUACAGAGAAAGAACCAAGUUCUGGAGAGCUUUCACUUCUGAGACACUCCCCUGCUGGAUAGAACGAAAGGUAUGAAAAACAGCUGUUAAUAAAAUGCGCUAGGGGAUAAACUCAGGGACACCGGAGGGGGAGGGGGCAAACCCAUUCAGAAUAGGGGCGAGGAGGGUAAAGUGCAUUUAUUUCCAUGGCACUUGUAUGUAGUGGAAUUUCAAAAUGACCUGAAACUGAGCUGAACUGAGUGCACUCUUCAUGGAAAUGACCUUGACCAUUUGUUGGUCAUUUUCUACUACAAAGGAAACUUAUUUCACUUCGUUUUCCAUUCAAUGUUAUUUAUACACACAAUCAAUAUAUGUAGCAUAUAAUUACGAGGAUAAAAACCUAAAACAUAAAAAACUGUAUCCCCAUAAAACUUGUUCAAAUGAUUUAUAACUAACUUUUAUCGUUGAUGACUUAGUGUUAUAUUGGUUUUGUGCACUAGUGAGAAGGAUCAUUUUAUGUUCUUGCGAGAGAGAUUUUUGCAGAUUUGUGUAUUCUUUGGAUACCUAAGAUUGCAAGUUCCCAAUGAGAACCCACAAUUUUUUUACUGAUUUAAAUGAAAAAUAGACAGUUUCAUGUGUGAAAAAAAUUUCACUCAUGAAAGAAAGUUCCACCCAAUAUUUCCGGGGGCCCAAAUGGGAGCUAAAUAUUUGAAAAUUUGGCCUGGUACCAUUUUCAGGGCUUGAUAACUUCUACAAAAACCAUUUCUUCCUUCUCAUUUCUUCAAAAUGUACAGUUUAUCAUGCAAAGGUGCUUAAAAAAUAAAAACUGAUAUUACUAAUUAUCUAAAUUUUCAGCCAUGUUCGUUCAAAAUUGGAACUUUUUACUUCCGGAAGUCAAUUUUUACCAUUUUUAAGCCGCCAUUGUGGCCCAGAUUUGACAAAAAAAUACUUUUUGAUACUUUUUGCUGAAAUUGCAUCUGCCAAUGUCUUAGAGGAUGACAUUUGAAGGAACUGUGAUAAUUGGAUCAGGAAAUAAAAGACUUCAAAGUUUGGAAAAAUUGUGUUUCCUCUGAAAAAUCGGUGACAAAGUGAAAUUUGAAAACUUUAAAGGGUCAUAUCUCUGUAAUGGUAUAAGAUAUCAAGCUAGAAUUUUCAGGAAGUUCCUAUCUUAUAUAUACAAACAUUUUGACAGAGUUUUAUGAAAAUCUGAGGUGGUGCAUGUGAGACCUGAUUAAAAUCUGGACCUCUUGGCAUGGAAUGACCCCAUUGCUGACCUUCUGGGGAGUCCUG
Rhopilema esculentum is the source of this 15444-nucleotide messenger RNA. RefSeq names its product unconventional myosin-XV. The record is from RefSeq and is a predicted model, not a curated record. NCBI's taxonomy places the organism in Eukaryota, Metazoa, Cnidaria, Scyphozoa, Rhizostomeae, Rhizostomatidae. Gene Ontology annotation, molecular function: cytoskeletal motor activity; ATP binding; protein binding. Gene Ontology annotation, cellular component: cytoskeleton; myosin complex.